Messenger RNA from Astyanax mexicanus (Mexican tetra), 5317 nucleotides. RefSeq names its product calcium channel, voltage-dependent, gamma subunit 7a (gene cacng7a). Bases 189 to 1259 code for a protein of 356 amino acids. The transcript has 6 exons. NCBI's taxonomy places the organism in Eukaryota, Metazoa, Chordata, Actinopteri, Characiformes, Acestrorhamphidae. Gene Ontology annotation, cellular component: postsynaptic density membrane; AMPA glutamate receptor complex. Gene Ontology annotation, biological process: neurotransmitter receptor transport, postsynaptic endosome to lysosome; postsynaptic neurotransmitter receptor diffusion trapping; calcium ion transport. The record is from RefSeq and is a predicted model, not a curated record. Gene Ontology annotation, molecular function: channel regulator activity; voltage-gated calcium channel activity.
CGGCACGCUCGCUCGCGAGUUCCAGAGCAGAGCCGGAGUUGCAGGAGAUCAUGGAGCACAGUGCUGCUGCUGCUGCUGCUGAGGCGCCGCGCGGCUGUGUGUGUAUCGUGAGUGUGUUAGUGGAGUGUGUGCGGUGUGUGUGAGCGGAACUACACUUACUGAGAGCAGCUCUAUACAACACAGGCAGGAUGGUCACGGAGAAUGACGCCAAUAUGACGGGGAACGCUUUAAAGAUGAGCUCGUUCAGCACUCGGGCCCUGACGCUCCUCUCGUCCGUGUUCGGGGCGUGCGGUCUGCUCCUGGUGGGCGUUGCCGUGUCGACGGACUACUGGCUACUGAUGGAGGAGGGAAUCGUGCUGCAGCAGAACCAGACCAUGGAGGUGAAGAUGGCUCUGCACUCCGGCCUCUGGAGGGUCUGCUUCGUGGCUGGGCCAGAGAAGGGGAGAUGUGUGGCGUCAGAAUAUUUCACUGAGCCAGAAAUCGAGAUCACGACAGAGAACACAGCGAAUAUACUGAAAAUGGUGAGGACAGCGACCCCUUUCCCCAUGGUCUCCCUCCUCUUCGUCUUCACGGCCUUCGUCAUCAGCAACAUCGGCCACAUCCGGCCACAGCGCACCAUCCUGGCCUUCGUCUCUGGAAUAUUCUUCAUUCUGUCAGGUUUGAGCCUGGUGGUGGGUCUGGUGCUGUACAUUUCCAGUAUAAACGAUGAGGUGAUGAACAGGCCGAGGGAGCCGGAGCAGUUUUUCCACUACCACUACGGCUGGUCCUUCGCAUUCGCUGCCAGCUCGUUCCUGCUCAAAGAGGGUGCUGGCGUUAUGUCGGUCUACCUCUUCAUGAAGCGCUAUGCUGAAGAGGAGAUGUACCGGCCCCAUCCAGCUCUCUAUCGCCCCCGUCUGUCUGAGUGCAGCGAUUACAGCGGUCAGUACCUGCACCCUGAGUCUUGGCCUCCUCCUCAGCGCGGCCGCAGCGUAUCGGAAGUGUCCAGCGACAUCUCCAUCCAGCUCAACCAGACGCCUCCACUGUCGGGGCCCAAAAGCAGCCUGCCGUCCAACGCUCCAUCAUCGUCGGGGCCGUCCUCCGCUGCCAGCUAUCAUCUGCAGCCUGCAAGCUCCUCCUCCUCCUCCUCUUACCCCCAUACCCUGCACUCCUCACACUCCGGAGGCCCCGCCCCUCAGUCACUCCCCAUGGCCACGCCCCCUUCGGCUGUGCCACCUCCUCACUACCACACACACAUGAGGAUGAGCGCCUCACCAUGCUAGAGGGAGUGAAGCACAGCACACAUACGUAUGCACACACUAACACACACACACAUUUAUCUACACACAGACACACACACACGCCGUACAAAGUACACAGAAAAAAAAGGAGGUGGGAGGUUAGGGAAAGGGCAAAGGCAGGCCAAGAGCUUAAAGGGCUCAGGGGGGUGUCAAAUAUGAGCAAGAAAGGCAGAGGCUAAUGAAACAAGCUAAAGGAGCGAUGAAGAAUGACCAAGGAGGGUUAGACCAAAAAAAGAAGUGAGACAUAGAUGGAAGGGGGGAUUCAUUUUUAACUUUGUGCCUCAGAUUGACUGCAGCUGACAUUUCAACACAUUAUCCAAGCUAGACAAAGGGGCAGAGGAGACGAGCCAAGGUUAGAGUGACGAUGACACUGCAGGGGGAGAGACAAGAUAAAGGGCAAAGCAAAUGAAACAUUGUAAACAAACAAACAAACAAAAUAAAAAAAUCAGAAACCACUGUAUGAAUUUAGACUUCUGCAUAAAUGUAUGAAACCUAAUGGAAUUCUUGUCAGACUCUUUGGCAACAUCCUUCUCUCCUCCCUGGAAUCUUUGGGGAAAUAGACUUUUCCAUCUAUGUCAUUGUUUCAUGAGGAAUUACUAUUUAUAGCACUAAUUUCUUGUUUAUACUGAAUGAAAGCUGGUAGAUGAAUGUAGCAAUGUAAAGAAAAACAGUGACAAACAAACUCACGGAUUAAACCUACUGAAAAGCUCAUUCAGAUCCAUUCAAGUCUCAAAUUUUCACUGAUUUAGCAAAAAAAUAAUAAUUUCUGUAUAGUCCGAUUUAGUAAGGAUGUGUAUAAUGUCAUUCAGAGUGGUUGGCUUUUAAAUGUGCAAUCAUAGAAAUUAAAUAGUAAUAGUAUCCAGUGAUUAGUGAGGUCUACAACACCAAAUAUCUCACUUUAUAAAACCACUAGUGAACCUACACAUGUCCUCUGAGUUUUUGUGUCAAUUUUAGGCCUAAUUUAUCUUAAAUCUAUCAUAAAGAAAGAGAAAAAGAAAACAUCUCUGCGAUCAGCCAGUGUAUCUGUAAAUAAUUCACAUAAACAUUAUAAACCUGUCCAACGCCUGGAUACAGUAUGUGUGGGUCAGUAUCAGAAUAAUGGGUUUUUGGUCUGUCUACGAACUUCGUAUAGAAUAAAGAUUGUUCUUUUGACUAUUGUUUAAUGUUGAUUAGACUUCAGUCUACACAGUAAUCAUAAUGUCCCUGCUAAAUCACUUUUUAUUUUCCAACUUAUUAGACAGUUUUAACAAGAAAAACUAAUCUAGUAAAAACUAGUCUGACAAACAAACUAAUAAAAACCACUGCAAAGUUUAUUCAUAUCCAUUCAAAACUAAAAUGUAGGGAAAGUUUGCACUUGAUAAAUGGAAACACACAUUUUAAAUUGUUCAAGGUGACUUUGUUCGGUUUCAAGGACAUCUAAAUGCUAAGCAUGCAGAAAGUGUCUUCAGUCCCUUAAAAAAUAAUAAAAAGGUUGUGAUAUCACUGCUGUCACUGUUUUUAACGCUUACUUUCUUAAAAGUAAAGACAGUAUGGACAGGGAAUUCUUGGACACGUUUAUAUAGCAUAAUAUUUUUAUGGAAAUAGUUAAUAGGUAAAUAAUUGAAAUGCCUAAAUUAUUCAAGAAACAAAUUUUUAAAGUUCAAGAAAAUAUGUGUAUAUAUAUAUGUAUAUAUAUAUAUAUAUAUAUAUAUAUAUAUGUAUAUAUAUAUAUAUAUAUAUAUAUAUAUAUAUAUAUAUAUAUAUAUAUAUAUAUAUAUACAUAUAUAUAUAUAGUUUUAAGUUUUAAAGUUAAGAUAAGGCUAAUAAUUCCUACAUAUUUGUAAUAAUAAUAAUAAUAAUAAUGUUUAAUCUAUACUAUUGAAAAAUGUGAAAAUUGCAUGAAAUUUCAAAACUAUUUUGCAGACACACAAGACACAUUACAUUGAUACUGACCCAGACAAUUCUGACUUUAAUUGAAUUACUCUGAAUGCCUUUGUUUACAUCUUAUCCAUUUAAUUCUGCAGAGAGUUUGGACAUAAAUUAACUGAACUGCCCUUUGAAAGUGUAAAUAAUGUAUAAUAGCAGACCCUUUCUGUUGGGGAGAACUAUUUAAAUGCCAUAUGCGGGUCUCCUCUAUUUUAUUCUUUGUGUCUUCGCACACACUGAAUCCACCAGUUCGCUCCUAUUCAUAUUCUUUUAGCUAUAAUUUGCAACAGGUCUACAAAGGCCUGUAAAUAAGAGUGCGUUGAGAAAAUCUGGCUGAUAAUCGCUCCAUUUGGAUUCAUCGUGCUCGGCUCCUUGGUGUUGCAGCGUUCGGUAUGCUUGGUGUUUUCUUGUGCCGUCACCUUUCUAUUAAACGGCCGUUCAGUGCUGAAUUAUCCGAGAAGGAUAUGCCUCAAAACGUUUCCUUUUAACUGUAGCAGAGGCUCUCCUUUCAGUUGUGGCUGAGUUUGCACAAAUUCACGUGCAGUAUUUAGUAAUGCAAUGACUUUUGCUGUUCUGCUAUUAAUAUACGUCCCAUUUCUUACUCAUAUUACUGUGACUUAUAGUGCUAUUCUACUACCACCAGUAUUAAUAAACUGAACAUAUUAUUGUGUCUUAUUAUGAUAAAAGUACAUCUAAUAGUUGUAAGUAGUACAACUGUUAGAUACUGUAUGAUUACAUAGAUAUGAAUAUGGAGCUGGGCACAUAGGAUGAUAGGAACAUCUGGAGGAACAUCACAGAAAAGAGGAUUUUUAAAAAUGCACAAUGCAAUAACAAUAACAUCUGCUCUCGUUUGUGAUUCCUCUGCUGUUAAACACAGAGAAAAUAUUAUACAUGGCUCAAUGAUUGCCCCCUGGUGGCCAAUACGUGGUUACUACCAGCAAUUUUGUCCAUAUAGGGAGUUAACCUACAGAGGGAUCCAAAAGUCUGAGCACUAGAUACAGAUGUUUCAAUUUAGCAUUUCUUUCUGAUUUAAUAUACCAUUUUUAUAAUUGUAUUAUCAGUACAACAAUUUAAAAUGUUGACUUUAAUCAAAUUUCUUACUAUUUAAUAUUUACACCUUUUGCUUAAACAGCAGCAUGCUCAAGUUGGAAUCUACAAGUUAUAGUAUCUAAUAAUAAUAAGUACAUCAUUGUAAAUUUGUCUUUCUUUAUUUCUUUAUUUUUUAAAUCCUAAUUAAUAUUUAAAAAAAAAAUAGCUCAGUGAGUUCAGACCUUUAGACCCUGUUGUAUGUAAUAAGUUCUAAAUUCACUGCAUUGUAUUCACUGUACUUCUAUGAACAAACUAAGAAAUAAGUGAAUAGUGUUUCAGAUCAGAUGCACUUGUUUGAAAUUUCAGAAGCAUUUAUAGGUAAUAUGAAUAUUAUUUUCAUGACUGUAGUAGUUCAUAGUGUAAAUUACAGAGCAAGAAUAUGAAUGAUUAUUAAUCAAGACCAGGACUGGCUCCUGCUGGAAAGUAUAUAAUAUAAUUACACAGAAUAAAAAUGAUAAUAGGAUAGGUAGUAGCGUAGUUAACUAUAUGUAUUCAUAAAAUAUAUUUGCAGAGAGUUACUGAGAGAGAGAAGUGUUGCAUAUUAUUAACUGAACUGUUUGAUAUUCUUAUAGAGCUACUAUAAUAUAUACUUGUUUGGUUUUGUGCUCAUUUUUAUCUGACAGUCUGCUCUGUACGUGAUGGUAUAAUGCAUAGCUUAUGCUUUCAGAUUUGCUGUUGGAGAAAUCAAAUGCUCUUUUUUAUGUCAUACUCUUUUCCAUUUUGUAUUCUUUGUUCUCUUUCAUUUUCCCUCUUUUUCUGACCCUGUCUUUAUUUUUUCUUAACUUUCCUAUCUGCUUAUCAUAUUAUCUGAGGUGCCUAUUAUUAUUAUUAUUAUUAUUAUUAUUAUUAUUAUUAUUAUUAUUAUUAUUAUUAUUAUUAUUAUUAUUAUUAUUAUUAUGUACCACUUAUUUAGCCCUGCAUCAGAGAUUGUUCAUGCAGUCGGGUUAUAUACAUGAGGAGAUGACAGUAUGAAUUAUGAAAUCAUGUUUCUGAAAGUGCUCAAAACCAUGUCAUUCUCUUCAGCUUCUAAAUAAAAGACAAUUCUA